GUCAUUUAUAUCCUACACUUAUAUUUAGUGUUCCAGUUUAUAAUUAUUUGAUAAAUAGAUUGAAAAAAAUAAUUGAUAGUAAAAAAACAGAUCUAAUUAUAAAAAAUGCAGCAAAUGCAGCAAAAUCAAAAAUUCUUAAAUAUUAUCCAUUUACUGAUGGAUAUGUAUAUACAGUUGCUACUG
Molecule: messenger RNA, 183 nt
Organism: Dentiscutata erythropus
Lineage: Eukaryota; Fungi; Glomeromycota; Glomeromycetes; Diversisporales; Gigasporaceae
Source: the annotation of a GenBank genome assembly